AUGGCAAGAGAUAACAUGGAAUUGUUUUCUUCGAUACUAAAACCACUUCUUCUUGCAAUCGUUUCUUUCCUACCCUCCCAAGAAGCCACAAGGACACCUAUUCUUCUCCAAAAAUGGUCAAAGAUAUGGCAAUCUGAAGAAAACAUCGACUUCAAUGAAAACUUCUUUGUGGAUUCAACUUCUGAUGAAAACAAACAAGAACAAAGAAAAGUUUUCAUCAACUUUAUUACGAGUUGGAUCGCACACUUUCCUAGCCGCGCCAUUAACAGGUUUUCUCUCACGGUUUCGAAUCCUCAAACUUGUGGGGAAACAAUUGAGCGUUGUGUUGCUUUCACGAUACAACGGGGAGUGAAAGAGUUAAUUCUUGAUUUCCCGGAUCCAAAAUGGGAAGAUAAUGAUUUUGAUGGUAAACAUGCGUUGUUUCAAUUGCCAACGCAUGUUUAUCAACUCGGAUUGUCGCUUGAAUCACUAAAACUGUAUUCUUGUGGUUUCGAUGCGCAAGAUUUUCUUAACUUUGGUGCACUCAAAGACUUAUCUUUGGGUUGGAUUGAAGUUAAAAUCAAAACCCUAAAAAAAUUGUUAUCAAUUUGUAGGACGAUUGAAAGUUUGAAUCUUAAGAAAUGCUGGAAUUUGGCGAACUUUGAUUUGGGAGAUGAACCACUUGGAUUAACAAGAUUGGUGGUAAACAAGUGUGAUUCUGAGUAUUUCAUAUUUAAUGCACCAAAUCUGAAAUACUUCAAAUAUUCUGGAGUUGUGUUUACUUCAGAUAUUAAUGUUAGGGCUAUAGAAGAGGUAGACAUUGAUUUUUCUCAAGAAUCAGAAUUCAAUGAACGUGGCAACGAACUCUGCCAAAUCCUUCAUGAUUUCUCCGCCGCCAAUAUUCUAACUGUUUGCAGUUAUCUACUUCAGGUCGUUCCAUCUGGAGAUGAACCGGUGAAGAUGCAAAGUGCUUUGAAUGUAAAACAUUUGACUCUAAAGACUAAAAUGCAUUCAUAUGAGCUUUGUGGAUUUGAAUUCAUGCUCAACAGUUGCCCAUUGCUUGAAAAACUCAUAUUGGACAUAAGUCCACAACUUAUAUUUGAGGACUAUACACUUCCCUAUCAAGUAGACCUUAAGAAAUUUUGGCAAACUCGUCGAGUGUUUCCUGAAUGCUUGAAAAAUAGUUUGAAGGUGGUAGAAGUAAUUGGAUUGAGAGCCACAAACGAAGAACUUAUGACUUGUUGCUUUCUUAUGCAAGGAAAAGUUUUGGAACAGAUUAAUAUUAAGUUGUGGAAUGAAGAUGAUGGUAAAGAAGAAUUUCGACGUGGAUCUGCACAACUUUUAGUCAAAGCUCAAAAGGGUUCAAAGAAUUUGCAAAUAUCAAUUGAUUGA
Medicago truncatula (barrel medic) is the source of this 1371-nucleotide messenger RNA. Its product is annotated as putative F-box/LRR-repeat protein At5g54820. The record is from RefSeq and is a predicted model, not a curated record. The transcript has 3 exons. Bases 1 to 1371 code for a protein of 456 amino acids. Lineage: Eukaryota; Viridiplantae; Streptophyta; Magnoliopsida; Fabales; Fabaceae.